This is a messenger RNA of Moneuplotes crassus, 1108 nucleotides long. The record is from the annotation of a GenBank genome assembly. Lineage: Eukaryota; Ciliophora; Spirotrichea; Euplotida; Euplotidae.
GAAAAGCAAUGGCAUCUGUUACGAGGAAGAGUGGGACUGUGAAGAUGGUGAGGAGUGAGGAUGAGGAAGAUUGGAGAAAGGAGGAGGGGAAUAGGAAGGGGGAAGAGCUUGUUUCAGCGAAGAUAUGGGUUCCUGUGUCUUUGCUGGUGAGUAUUCUUAAUUCUAUGGCUAAUAUUACAUUCUGCUAUGUGUCAAAGUACAAAAUCAAAGCUGGAGGAAUUCAAGGAGCAGGAGAAUUCUUAGGAAACUUUAUUUUAUUAAUAAUGGUCAGUUUUCAAGAAAGAUACUUAAAAUUUCAAGAAACCUCUCAAUCAUCCUCUCAGCCAAAAUCUCCAUGGUUAAAAUGGCUAUAUGACAUCUACUACAUCCGUAAAAGAGACGUCCAUGGCAACCUACUCAAUGCCCAAUGGGAACAAGGUAUUUGAAUGAGGAGGGCUUUGAUGACAGUUGUGCUGCUGGUUUUGACUGUUUUAUUAAGUUUGAUGUAUAUUCUUGCAUUUUAUUAUGCAACUGUUGGAUUUUUUAAUAGUGGUAUUAUGUGAUCAUUGAGAGUUACGAGGCUCAUUUUUGUAUCGAUUAUUUUUUAUUUUAUGUUCAAGCAAAGUUUGAAGUGGUACGAAAUCGUAGGUAUUAUGAUCUUGAUUAUUUCUGUCGUUUCAAUACUUUACUCAGGAGAAGAUAAAGUAGUGAAUGAGAAGCAAGAUACUCAAGCAUUUUUUGUUGUUUUAUCGUGUUUAUCUAUGAUAAUAACAAUGCUAUUCAGUACUAUGCGAAUUGCAGUAUGCAAAUAUGUUUCUCUAGAGGCACCAGAAAUUAAUAUCUCUGCUCUCUACAACUUUAUUAUGGCAAUCUAUGCAGCAGGGACAUUUGUAUAUCUAAUUGUCCUGAUAUUUCAAGGUUUCGAAUGCACUCCCUUCGAGCUUACCGUUGGAAUUUUUGGAGGAGCCUUGUACCGUUUAUGUAAACGUCAGAGGAAAAGCCGCUAUUGUUUCAGCCAUAUUCGAACUCAGUACUCUCUUCCAAACAGUCUUCGACCUAAUCCUUUUCGGCAGGUACCCUAACCUCGCCCAGUACAUCGGUCUGCUCCUUGGCUUUGGAGCAGUCUUGC